Dryobates pubescens (Downy woodpecker) is the source of this 3255-nucleotide messenger RNA. RefSeq names its product schlafen family member 11. The record is from RefSeq and is a predicted model, not a curated record. The coding region runs from base 1 to 2817 and encodes 938 amino acids. NCBI's taxonomy places the organism in Eukaryota, Metazoa, Chordata, Aves, Piciformes, Picidae. The transcript is spliced from 7 exons.
AUGGAGGGGAGGAAAAUCUACAUUGCCUUCAUCUCUGUGACUUGGCUCAAACUGGCUCUUCAAGACCAUCAACUGCAGCAGAGGGUCCAGGUUCACUUAGAAACUGAGUAUCCUGAAGUAGUUUUGUGUGUUGGAGAAAUGUGUUUUGGUGUAAAAGCAAGGCAGAAGAUGCCCAAAGCCUCAAAACAAGAUCAAAAACACACCCUUGCCCGUGCCCUGUGUGCCCUGCUGAACUCUGGAGGAGGGGUGGUAAAAGCAGAGAUUGCAAAUGAAGGCUACAGUUUGGAGAGAGAUGGCAUUGGAGCAGACUUAGAAGAGGCCUUUCGGUCUCUCCUUUUGAUUGUAGAGUGGGAAAAAUACCUGGACUUGGAACAGCAAGGUAACAACCUCCUGAUCUUUGUGAAAGCCUGGAGCAGCGAGAGCACAGCCUCAGGGUCUGCAAGUGCAAAGCCUCGGAUCUGCAGCCUGGGCACUGGGCUGUACACAAAGAGUGGAGCUUCUCUUCCCCACAUGAACCCUACUGAAGCUCUUCUGUUCCUUACAGGAAAGCAGGAGGAAGCCAGGAGAGAAGAGAGCAGCCUGGAACCACCUGAGAAAAUCAGGCAGACAACAGAUGAUGAAGGGGACGGGAGGGAUAUCUGGAGUGUUGUUUCAGAGCUGUAUGAUCGGGACCAACUGCAUCAUGGAGAGAAGUUGCCUUUCACAGAGUCAAGAUAUGUGGCAUUUAAGCACUACUCAACGGACAACUUCCUGACUCAUGUCAGGGAAGUGCUGCCUCAGUAUAUUGCUGGGUUUGCAAACACAGAUGGUGGGUAUCUGUGGAUUGGGGUGGAUGAUGAUGGCAGAGUGCAGGGAUUCAGCUGUGAUGAUGAGGAGCAGAGAAAGCUAGAAGAUCUCAUCAAAUCCAUUAAAUACAACUUAAUUGCCUUCCACAUGUGCCAGAUGGAUGACUGGUGCCACGUGUACAAUGACCACAAACUAUUCCCAGUGUGUGGACUGGAUGGAGAGCGCCGUCGCCACGUCUGUGCUGUGAGAGUUCUGCCCUACAGUUGUGUCCUGUUUGCUGAAGCCCUGGACUCGUGGGUCGUGGGACAUUACACAAUCAGGAGACUGGGAGUAAAGGAGUGGGUUAAGAGGAUGACUGAUACAGAUCCAGGUCUUGCAAGGCUUUCUUCGACCUUCAGGCAAGAGCUGAGUCUGACAGGGAGGCCACCUCUUGCCAAGGCAGUUUAUUCAGCCCAAGGAGCUGACAGUGCUGCUACCCUUUGUGAGAACCUCUUUCCAGUGAGCCCUGCCAGCAUCACAUGUACCCCAGAAAAACUCAGGGAAGAUCUCCUCCAGGAGCAUCCAGGAUUGGAUAGCUUAAUUGAAAGCCAACUCCAGCCCUUCUCAGAGGGAGUUCUGAUAUUUUCCAGGAGCUGGGCUGUUGAUGUCGGCUUGCCAGCAAACCAGCUCAUCAUUUGUGAUGUUCUCCAAGUAGCCAAGGACAGGCCACCUAUCCUUUAUACAGUCUGCAAGCAGAUCUCAGAGGCCUUGGUUGGGUACUCCAGGAGCACAGCCCGGAGGCUGAAGGAGAAAUUAGUCAACACAGGAGGCUAUAUCCACAAGCUGUGUGUAAUACCCAAGCUGCUGACAUUGCCUGCCCAGGGGAGCUGUGGAGAAGAGUGGGAUCAGAACAUUGAACAGAAGUAUCCCCCUGGCUACGGCCUGGUCAGCAGUGACAACCUGAGGGACCUCUUGCAUGCUCUCACAGUCGCUCUGCUGACUUUCAAGUCCUUUUUAAGUGACAGAGUUGGCUCUGAGUUUCUGAACCUCUUGACCCUCAGACAAUACCAGGUGCUGUCAGAAAAUCUUCCCAGAACUAAGAAGCUCUAUGUGUAUGGUCUGCCAGGCACAGGGAAAACAGUGGUGGCCCUGAAGAUCAUGCAGAAAAUAAGACUCAUGCUGCAGUGCUCACGAGAGGAAGUUCUUUAUAUCUGUGAGACCAAGGGCCUGAGAGAUUUUGUGCGGCGGAAAACACUUUUCCAAGCUGUGACCAGAGAAGAGUUUUUGAAGGAGAGCUUCAGCACUGUGAAGCACAUAAUCAUUGAUGAAGCACAGAGUUUCCGAGAUCAGGAAGGUGAUUGGUAUGGGAAAGCCUUGAGACUGACUUCAUCACAAGAGCUCCCUGAGCCUGGCUUCCUCUGGAUUUUCUUGGAUUACUUACAGACAAGUCACAGCUUCCCAACUGGCCUUCCAGAUGCAGCUCAGCAUGAUCCUGUCGAGUCGCUGACCAAUGUGGUUCGCAGUGCCAGCAGCAUCUAUGGCUAUGUAAGAGACAGAAUGAAAGAGAUUGUAGAGCAUCCCAGCCAGGGGAUUCCCAUCCCAUGUCUGAGAAGCUUGGUAGAGAGGGCCACCUGUGCUCACCCUGUGACAGGCAGGUUAGAAAUACAGCAGAUAAGAUUUACUGAAACAAGUCAGUAUGUGGCAGGACGCUGUAGAGAAUACCUCAGGGAGGGCUACUCAGCGAAGGAUAUUGCUGUGCUGUUCUGCAGAGAUACAGAUGGACAGGCAAAUGCCCACUGGAGCUUGCUGGCAGAAAGUUUAGGACUUAAUUCAAGGAUACCAUUCCUGACACUGGAGAGCAGCUCCUGGAGGGAGCAUGCCGUUAUUGACAGCAUCCAGAAUUUUGCUGGCUUGGAGAGGAGCAUUGUGUUUGGUAUUAUUCCUCCAUCUGUGCAGGAAGAGGAAAAGCUUUUAACUAAUCUCUUGGUCUGGAUAGCAUCCAGAGCAAUUUCAGAUCUGCACUUACUGUUCAUGCAACGAAGCUCCUCGUGAUCGGGUCAGAGGCUGGAGAUGUUUCCACUGCCUGAAACAGGAGGACAUCCUUGUUCCUCUCUAAAAGCCCAGACAUUCCUGGGGAGCUUCCCCAGCCCACAUGAAAUCAAUUCUCAGUCAGUAUAUGUUAGAAGAGAACAGAAUCAUUUAGGCUAGAAAAGGCCUUUGAAGGUGAUCAACCAUUACCCAGCACUGCCAGGUCACCAUUAAAGCCAAAGCCCCAUGGUGCUACUGCUCAGCUGUCAUGGCUUGAGUUGAAAUGUGCUGCUGUUAUUCAAGCCCAUCCUGCCUCAUGCCAGUGUCAAAAGGAAAGUGCUGGGUGCAGCAAAGUAUUCUGGAGAUCAGAGUGUAAGAGGGGAGGCUUCCUGCCCUGGUUGCUGCUUUCAGGCUGUUAUGAAUAACCAGUCAACUUUAGUUAAUAACAACAAUUAUAUUUUA